GCAGAGGCCAACGCAACUCAAAGGGCCGGGUGUCGCGUGCCCUGCCACAACUUUGGCAGCUGUGACGAGUCCUCUGGCCGGUGUCGUUGUCGACCUGGCUUCAAGGGAAAUGGGUACACCUACUGCGACUUUGAUUGUUCUCAGUGUCUACAAGAGGCCAAAUGCGCACCCGAACUGAACAAGUGCAUCUGUCCGCUUGGCUAUACCGGCGACGGGCGCUUGUCGUUGAGGAUCGAGAAAGACGAUGACGUGCUUCGCAUGCAUGAGGACAGUGGACCCCUCGAACUAUACUGUAAACUCACCGGUGAUGUCUCCAAUGCUGCUGUACGAUGGCUGACGCCUAGUGAUGUGGGUCAUCAGACACAGACGAUCAUGAGUGAUGGUAAACAGGUGCGCCUUACAAUAGCGGAGCCAAAGGUGUCCCACAGCGGCCGUUAUGUUUGUCAGGCCGGUGGCGUUGCAGACAACAUCGACGUGGUCAUAGAACGCAGACCGAUGGCUGAAAACAACAAACACCAGCAAGUGGCCCUAGCUCUGGACUGCAAUGCCGACCGCCUCAUCUACACCAGUAACUCAGGGCACGCGCUACGUUGGGGAAACGCCAGUGCUGUUCAAUUAGAAGCGAAACCCACCCUGGUGCUGGAGGACGCUUUCAGUAAAUUUGCGUGGAUUGCAGUGGAUCCCACCUCAGGCAACAUCUUUGCCGCGGAUACGGAAAGGAAGAGGAUAAUAGUGACUCAUCCGGAUCAGCCUGGCAGAACGUACACCUUUGUUCAACUCGGCGAGGAUUCAAACCGUGAUGAUAUUGAGAUUGCCGGACUUGCAGUUCAUCCGAGACUCUCAAUCUGCUGGUUCCAGCGACGAAAUAUCGCGCCGUAUCCUCGCACCGAGAUGCGCUGUGCCCAGUUGGAACCGGAUGGUCUUUCGGUUCGCCAAGGACGGCUAAUGAAGGAAUUCAAUCCGACUGAAGAGCCCUCAAAUGGCCUCAUUCAGGAGGACGAUGCGAUACUGUGGACCCCUCUUUACAAGCGCAUGUAUCGAUCCCUGAACCCGUCCAAGAUGGUUUUCGUGAAGGGAGUCUGCUGUUCCAAUGGUUUUCAGUCAAUCACUGUGCACAAGAUGUGCAGGAAUUCUUACACCAACACUUGCAGCUUCGACAAUGGACGAUGCCGCUUCUUCUGCAUGCCUGGUGGCCUCACCUCAGCACAAAGCUGCAAGUGUCCGGAUGACCAGCCUACCUGCGUUCCCGAGCUGUCAUAA
Dibothriocephalus latus is the source of this 1260-nucleotide messenger RNA. NCBI's taxonomy places the organism in Eukaryota, Metazoa, Platyhelminthes, Cestoda, Diphyllobothriidea, Diphyllobothriidae. The record is from the annotation of a GenBank genome assembly.